AUGGGAUACCGGGCGGGACAGGGUGAGGCGGCCGUUUCCCGCCUCCCGCCCCACGGGGGCCCGUGGGGAGGAGCCGAGCUCCCGCGCAGAGGGCGGGGGAGGGGUUCGCCCGCGCUCCAGCCCCGCGCUCUCGGGGGCGGUGCCAGCUACGAUCCAACUUUCCGCGCCAAAUUUUUAAAUCGAAGGCGGAAGGCGAGAAACUUCAGCAUCUCCCCCGAUGCAGGAUUGGUGUGUGCUCAGUCGAGACCCGGGCUCGUGCGCUGCGUCCGUAGCCCGGAUCUCUGCACAGCUCAAUUGUUAAUUCCUUCUAAACAGGAAAACCUCUUUUCUGAGCCACAUAAAAGGGGACUGAUGAAAAGCCCCCUGCAAGAGUCCUCGAAGGCCAACAUGGUGUUGGCUGAGAUCCAGCCUGACUUGGGCCCUUUAACCACGCCAACCAAGCCCAAGGAAGCCUCCCAAGGAGAGCCCUGGACACCCACAGCCAACCUGAAGAUGCUGUUCAGUGCGGUGAGCCCAGAGAUCCGAAGUCGAGAUCAGCAAAGGGGGCUGUCCGACAACAGAAGUGGAUUACCUGAAGCCAGAGACUGUUUGCAUGAACACUUAUCUGGAGACGAAUUUGAGAAAUCCCAGCCGAGUCGAAAAGAGAAAAGCUUAGGGUUGCUAUGCCACAAAUUCUUAGCACGGUACCCUAAGUACCCCAACCCUGCUGUGAACAACGACAUCUGCCUGGACGAGGUGGCCGAAGAGCUCAAUGUUGAACGUCGGCGGAUUUACGACAUCGUGAAUGUAUUAGAGAGCCUGCAUAUGGUGAGCCGCCUUGCCAAAAACAGGUACACUUGGCACGGCCGACACAAUCUCACCAGAACCCUUGGGACCCUGAAGAGCGUCGGGGAAGAGAACAAGUACGCUGAGCAGAUCAUGAUGAUCAAGAGGAAAGAAUACGAACAAGAGUUUGACUUCAUCAAGAGCUGUGGCAUAGAGGACCACGUGAUCAAGUCGAACCCUGGCCAGAAUGGGCAUUCAGACAUGUGUUUCGUAGAACUCCCUGGAGUGGAAUUCCGGGCAGCAUCCGUAAACAGCCGCAAAGACAAGUCCUUGCGAGUGAUGAGCCAGAAGUUUGUGAUGCUGUUCCUGGUGUCGACGCCUCAGAUAGUAAGCCUGGAAAUCGCUGCCAAGAUCUUAAUUGGGGAGGACCACGUGGAAGAUCUGGAUAAAAGCAAGUUUAAAACAAAAAUCAGGAGGUUGUAUGACAUUGCUAACGUUCUGAGUAGCCUGGAUCUCAUCAAGAAAGUCCAUGUUACGGAAGAAAGAGGCCGGAAACCAGCAUUUAAGUGGACAGGCCCAGAAAUCAGCCUGAAUAAAAGUGGCUCCAGCCCUGUCACUCCUCUUACUGCCUCCUUCUUAGAGGUGGGACGGUCUGCAAAAGAGAACUGUGCCAAAAACCUCUUUUCCACCCGGGGAAAACCCAACUUCACUCGCCACCCAUCCCUUAUCAAAUUGGUCAAGAGUAUAGAAAGUGACCGGAGAAAGGUCAGCUCUGCGCCCAGCAGUCCUGUCAAGAGCGGCAAAGCUGAGAGUUCUCAAAACUCUCCACCCUUCCCAAACAAGAUGGCCCAGCUUGCUGCUAUCUGCAACAUGCAACUGGAAGAGCAGUCAAGUGAACCCAGGAAGAAAGUAAAAGUAAAGCUAGCAAGAUCCGGGCCCUACAAACCACUGGCCCCUCUGGACCCUGCAGUGAACACGGAGCUGGAGCUGCUUGCACCAUCCCUUAUCCAGCCCCUGGGAAUGGUCCCCCUGAUCCCUAGCCCAUUGUCAUCUGCAGUGCCUGUGAUCCUACCUCAGGCCCCUUCGGGCCCACCCUAUGCCAUCUACUUGCAACCUGCCCACGCCCAAAUGCUGACGCCACCCCAUGGCCAGAGCCCAGCGACCUGCCCCGCCCAUUCCUUUAGUGCUACUGGAUCCAAAGACCCUACAGAUGCCCCCACUGACACCACCACCACCACCACCACAGACGCCACAAGGCUUGCAGGAAGCUUGCAGCCAGUACCAGAAAGACAGGAUGCUAAGAGUCAGAGCAAGGAGAUGCCUGGAGAACGAGGCACGAAGAGGACGAGUGCCUCGGACGACAGUGGUUCUGCAAAGAAACCUAAAGAGGGCCUGAAAACACUUGAGAAUGUCCCCACAACCCUGUUCCCAUCGGGAUACCUAAUCCCUCUCACCCAGUGCUCACCCCUGGGGGCAGAAUCUGUGUUGUCUAAUACAGAAAGCUCAGGAACACUGUCCCCAAACCACAGGAUCUACAGCUCCCCAAUUGCAGGUGUUAUUCCGGUGGCAUCGCCUGAACUCACUGCUGUGAACUUCCCCCCCUUUCAUGUGACACCUUUGAAACUUAUGGUCUCCCCAACGUCUAUGGCAGCCGUCCCUGUUGGGAACAACCCGGCCCUCAACUCAAGCCACCCUGUUCCCACCCAGAACCCGAGCUCAGCCGUUGUAAACUUUACCCUGCAGCACAUGGGACUCCUCUCCCCCAGUGUGCAGAUGUGUGCCAGCCCCGGGACUGGAGCUGGCGCGGUCCCUGUGUCCCCACGAGUAGACGCUGCUAGCGUCAUACCAGAUAACUUGAGCUCUCGGCAAGGGAGGGCCACCAACCAUGACUCACCAGUUCCUGGCCAGAGCCAGCUAAACGGACAAUCAGUUGCUGGGACAGGGGUACAACAGCCUGUUCCCGUGACACCCAAAGGCUCCCAGCUGGUGGCUGAAAGUUUCUUCCGAACUCCAGGCGGCCCAACCCCAACCAAGCCUACCAGCUCACCCUACCCGGAUCUCAAUGGUGCUAACGAAGCCUCCUUUGCAACACUCUUUGUCCCACAGCGCAAACUGGAAGUCUCCACUGAGGAUGCCCACUGAUGGACGGGCAGUGGUUUAAUUUAAUUUUCUAAAGAGCUAUUGAAUGAAACGUUGUACACACGUAGAUUGAGAGAACACCGUCUUUGGAAAUACUGUAAAUAUUUUGGGGUUUUACUCCAUAUCGCAGCAGAUAUUUGUCAUGCUUACACAUGCGUGUACACACACACACACACACACA
Acomys russatus (golden spiny mouse) is the source of this 3085-nucleotide messenger RNA. It is a transcript of the gene E2f8, whose product is annotated as E2F transcription factor 8. Gene Ontology annotation, biological process: regulation of transcription by RNA polymerase II. The record is from RefSeq and is a predicted model, not a curated record. NCBI's taxonomy places the organism in Eukaryota, Metazoa, Chordata, Mammalia, Rodentia, Muridae. Gene Ontology annotation, cellular component: RNA polymerase II transcription regulator complex. Gene Ontology annotation, molecular function: RNA polymerase II cis-regulatory region sequence-specific DNA binding; DNA-binding transcription factor activity, RNA polymerase II-specific. The coding region runs from base 1 to 2907 and encodes 968 amino acids. The transcript has 13 exons.